UUUCAGAAAUUUAUGAUUAUUCCCACUGCAGUACAACUUGAUUUACUGUAAAACAGUUCGCUGAAAUAAUUUGCUGUUGGAAAUGGUAAAACUCAAAAACAGAUAUAUUUUGAUGGAUAUAUUAUUUGAUGAAAAAGGUGAUGUCGUAACGGAAUCGGCGAUUUAUGUAGCACUCUGUAAACAGAUCGGAAUUCUCUUUGGUGAUUACGGAAUGGCAGCAGCGAAACUUUCACUAAGUGUUAAGGUUUUCGAUGCUGGUACGGCAACAACUAUUAUCAGGAUAUCGAAGGAAUUUGCACAGCGACUCCUCAGUACAAUACCAUUCGUAUGCAAAAUUGAUGCUAUAUCGGUUGUGCUACAAGUGCUCUUUGUUGGUUCAUCCAUACGAUCCUGCCAAAGAGCAUUGUUAAGGAUAAAUCGGAAGAACUUGUAUUCUAAUUACAUAACUGCAAAAACCAAAGGAGAAAAGAAAGAUAUAAUAGAAGCUAUACGAAGUGUAACGGGAAAUGUGAAAUUUGAAAAUACCUUCAAUGGAUAAUUUAUGAUUUUUUUACAACUAGAAUAAAGCAGUGUAUGAUUCUUUUUUUUCUUUUUUUUACAGCCGACAAUUCAGCAAUGUGUUUUUUUGAUGAAUUAUAAAGGUCUUUCUCCUGUUGUACGUCAUUGUCACGUGUCUAUGUGCUAUCAAUCAAAAAGAUAAUCAGGAGAAAAUGAGU
Loa loa (African eye worm) is the source of this 716-nucleotide messenger RNA. Its product is annotated as Rpp14 family protein. Gene Ontology annotation, cellular component: ribonuclease P complex. Gene Ontology annotation, biological process: tRNA 5'-leader removal. Bases 83 to 538 code for a protein of 151 amino acids. Lineage: Eukaryota; Metazoa; Nematoda; Chromadorea; Rhabditida; Onchocercidae. The transcript is spliced from 5 exons. The record is from RefSeq and is a predicted model, not a curated record. Gene Ontology annotation, molecular function: ribonuclease P RNA binding.